AUGACGUCUCCUCAAGACCAACGAUCCGAAUUGCCAUCGUCUUUGCCACCGACAGCCUCGCCAGUCUCAAACGCGUCGACGAUGCUCCCGCAAGACGAUUCCACACUUCACAGCACGACGACGACGCGUGCAAACUCUCCCAUCUCACUCAAGGCGCCUCAAGCGACAAAGACAAGGGGAAAGAUGGUCGGUGCAAGCUCGGAGACGCUCGAGACACCACUCCCUUUCCGAACAACGCUCUGCAUCGUGAUCGCAUUGAUGGUCAAUCAGUUUCUGGCUACCAGCGACGCGACGAUUGUAUCGACGAGUUUACCUACAAUUGUCGCCGAGCUCCACGGGUCGCAGAAUGAAUACGCAUGGGUUCCGGUUGCAUAUCUACUCACGCAGACGGCAUUUCAGCCUCUAUAUGGCAAGCUUGCCGAUAUAUUUGGGAGAAGGCCGGUCAUCUAUGCCAGCACGAUCAUCUUCCUCAUUGGGUCUGCCCUGUGCGGCGCUGCGCAGAUCUGGAUCUCUGACUGUGACCCCCGGCCAUCACCAUUCAUCUGUUCGCCUCGUUCCUAUCGCCAGAGCAUGCGCUUCCUUAUUCUCUCCCGCGCGCUCUCCGGCAUUGGAGGCGGUGGCAUCGUCAAUAGCGUCUGGGUACUAACCACAGACAUUGUCCCACCAGGCACCCAUGCCAAGUGGUCUCAAGCCCUCAGUGUUACCUGGAGUGCUUCUGCGGUUGCUGGUCCAAUCCUCGGUGGCCUGUUCACAGUCUUUAUCAAUAUCCCAAUCGGUCUUGCAGCUCUUACGGUUGCAUGGUACUUUCUUCGACAAAUUCAGCUCGUUCGCAGACUUCCAGAUGGUUCAGAAGACACUCGGACAAGACGCGAAGUGUUCAAGCAGGCAUAUCGCACCUUUGACUACAUUGGGCUGUUCCUUUUGAUGGGCGGAACGUCCGUGCUCGUUAUCGGCUUUUCCUUUGCGGGCUACAACAGUUGGACGUCUCCACGCACGCUUGGACUCCUCAUAUCCGGUGGAAUUUCUCUCAUCCUUGCAGGCGUCUACGAGUCGUACUUGAGUACGACCGAGUACGCGCAUGAAGCAUUGAUCCCAUCGGGCAUUUUCAAGCAACUCACCGUCGUCAGCACGCUUGCAAUCUCCAUCUUGCACAAUUUUGCAUUCACAGCAGGCACAUACUACAUUCCGCUCUACUAUCAGGCGUUGCAUGGAACCAGCCCUCUCGUCGCCGGCAUGCAAGUCCUCCCCUUCUCGCUUGGUGCCGCCCUCGUGACGAUACCGACGGCUUGGCUAAUCAGCUGGAGGAAAGGUCAGCACUGGAUUGACCGAACGCUUAAACUGGCCAUGGUCACGGGCUUGUUACUCAGCGUCAUUGGGUAUGGUCUCAUGAUCACCCUCAACGAACGCUCUGGCAUUGUGAUACAGGAGGUCUACCCACUCAUAGCCGGUGUCGGGAUCGGCAUCCUCUUCCAUACGCCCUUCCAGGUUGUCACGAACUCACUCCCGAGACGAGACCUGGCACAGGCAACGGGAGCAUUCUUCCUCGUUCGUUUCAUUGGGACGACCACGGGACUGUCCGUCGCUGGUGCGGUCUUUGACAGCAACUGGGUUGCGCGUAAACCAGAGGCGUACCUCUCACUGUCCGAGAACCCGCUUCACAUCGACCUUCGCUCGCUCGUGCAUAUUCAACCCGUCGAGCUGCGCCAGCAAGUCUUGAGUGCAAUCUCGGCAUCUGUUUCCUGCGUAUGGAUCGCAUGCACACCCUGCCUUGGCGUAGCGCUGCUGAUAUCCCUCUUCCUCCGUGUCAGACAUCACGCAUCCCACACCAAACCAGGCACUAGUGGCUCCACAAGCGACCCAGAGAAAGGCAUCGAGGAAAAGGAGAUCACUAUCGCUAGCUGUUCUGCCUCCACGACCGGUAGCGAUGAAAAGGCAACUCUUUCCAUGAAUGACACAAAAGCGAUUCGUAUCUCAACAGACGGCGGCUCGAUUCGCGUCUCCGUCGACGCCAAAUCGCUACGGAUUUCCGUCGAUGGCAAGCGAAAACGCAUGUCCAUGGAUGAGGACAAGUGCCGACGUAUAUCUCACGAUGACACUAAACGAGCCUCUCUUUCGCUGAGAGAAGAGGACGAAGAGGACACCAAGUCGACUGUGUCCGACGGCACCUCUACGACGCUCCAAGAUGGUUCGUCUCAACCACCAGAAGCGCAUAUGCUGGUCCUCCCCAUCAACGCCUCACACGCUAGCCUUGAUUCGGCACCCUGUUCGACCAGCCAACGGAUACCAGAAGCAUAA
Messenger RNA from Serendipita indica DSM 11827, 2295 nucleotides. NCBI's taxonomy places the organism in Eukaryota, Fungi, Basidiomycota, Agaricomycetes, Sebacinales, Serendipitaceae. The record is from the annotation of a GenBank genome assembly.